AAGCUGUGUGACCAUAGUUAAAGUAUUUGGUUCAUAAAAGCUUCAACUAUCAACUUGGUGCGUAUAUUGCGGUAUUUAUUGUCGUAAAUUAGUAUGUUUUGAGGAGUGCAGCUACGGUUACGCUAUAUGCGACAACUUUACGUGGCAAAGCAACAAAAAAAAUAAGCAGCAGAAAAAAAUCGAAUUAGCGGACUGACGUGGAAGUUCGUUUUCGUUUUGCGUUUGGUAUUUGUGUAAUUAACUGCAUUUAGCGAAUAGUAUUGCACAAGUGCAGCUAGCCAAUCGUUUCGUAUUUGUUGCAACAAGGGGAACACGGGAACGGUAAACGGCGAACCCCGAACUUUGAGCUAACAAAAUCUCGAGUGUGUUGUGUGAAAGUUGUUGCUACGUUUGUUGUUUUAUGUGCUCAAUUUGAGAGAGAAAGCAAAUUACAAAACACAAAAGCGAUGAAUCCGAAUAUGUAUGGCCCACCGCCCACGCAACAAUUCCAGCCGCAGCCACAACCACAAUAUGCACAGCCACCGCAGCAAGCUUGGCCACCACAACAGCAGCAGCCGCCGCUUCAGCCACCACAGCAGCAGCCGCCGACGUCGCUGCCACAACAACAAUAUGGAGCUCCAGUGACGUCCGCUCAACAGCAGCCCUAUGUGAAUGGCAACUAUCAGCAGUUGGCCACGUCGAUGAGCGGCUUAAGUGUGAGUGGCAAUCCCCUGAAGCCUGCGCAACCGCCGCUGCCUCUUGGAUCAGCAACUGCUGCUGUUGCAGGACCUCCGCCGCCGGCUGCAUUUAAUCAAUUCAAUGCGAACGCUGCGCAGCCGCCGCCAACGUCGCAGCCAAACUACAACAACAACAAUGCCUAUGCGGCAGCUUAUGCAAACGGCUCAACCACGGCACCCUCGCCUGCUCCAGCUGCUGCUCCUCCACCAGCACAGGCUCCACCCGUAUCAGCUGCGCCGCCAGCUGCGUUGUAUCCGCCCACAUCCGCAGCAGCAACUCCCGGAUUACAGCCACAGAGCGUGCCCGGUGGCAUGUCCCAGAUGACAUUAAACAGCGCCAAUUUGGCUGGUUUGCCGCAUAUGCCGCCACCAAAGUCAGCGACUCCUGACCACCAGCUGCCACGUCCAGCAGGUGGCGCACAACCUCCAGCUCCGGCAGCUUUUGGCAGACCUCCGCAGCCGCCCGUAAGCGGAGCCCCAACUCCGUUCACGCAACCUGGUUUGCCACCACAGCCUGGCAUGCCACAUCAACCGGCACAGCCUGGUCUACCGCCUCAACCUGGCAUGCCCCAUCAACCUGGCAUGCCGCCACAGCCUCAUCAACCCCUGCAGCCUGGUCUGCCUCCAUUACCCGGCAUGCCACCUCAACCAGGAAUGCCUCAUCAACCUCCGCAGCCUGGUCUGCCUCAUCAACCGCCGCAGCCUGGUCUGCCUCCAUUACCAGGCAUGCAGCCUCAGCCUGGCAUGCCGCCUCAUCCGGGAAUGCCACCACAGCCAGGUAUGUCUGGUCUGCCACCACAGCCCGGCAUGCCACCACAACCCGGCAUGCCACCACAGCCUGGUAUGCCUCCAGCGCCGUCACAAUUUGGCGCUGCACCACCGCAAGCUCAAGGCUUUGUGCCUGGUUAUGGACAACAGCCCAUACCGGGCUAUCCGCCGCAGCCAGGACAGCAGCCCAUGCCCGGCUAUCCACCACAACCGGGCAGCUAUCCCGGCCAACCCGGUGCCGGCCGUCCUGGCUACAAUCAACCUCCCAUGCCUGGUGGCUAUCAACAAGCGCCAGCGCAGCGUCGUUUAGAUCCCGAUCAGAUGCCGAAUCCCAUUCAAGUGAUGAUCGAGAAUCAAACAAAUGCAGGCGGUCCAUUUGUCACCAAUCAGCCGGGACUUUUGCCUCCGCUCGUUACCACCAAGUUUGUGGUUCACGAUCAAGGCAACUCGUCGCCACGCUUCAUGCGCUCUUCGCUCUACUGCAUACCCAAUACGGGUGAUUUGCUGAAGACAACAGCGCUACCGCUGACCCUCAACAUUUCGCCGUUUGCUGCUGUCGCUCAGGGUGAAAUGGAGCCACCGAUUGUCAACUUUGGUGACAUCGGUCCCAUUCGUUGCAAUCGCUGCAAGGCUUACAUGUCGCCCAACAUGCAGUUUGUGGACGCAGGUCGACGAUUCCAGUGCCUUAUGUGCAAGGUGACUACGGAGGUUCAUCCCGACUACUAUCAGCAUUUGGAUCACACCGGACAGCGUGUGGACAAGCUGGAGCGUCCAGAGCUGCUGCUGGGCACCUACGAAUUUCUGGCCACGAAGGAUUACUGUCGCAACAAUGUGCCUCCCGAGGUGCCAGCGUUUAUUUUCGUCAUUGACGUCUCGUAUAAUACAAUCAAAUCGGGUUUGGUGCAUUUGCUGUGCUCACAGAUCAAGAAUAUACUCAAGCAUUUGCCGGUGGAUCAGGGACAGGAUAAAUCAAAGGUGCGCGUCGGUUUCAUCACCUACAACAGCACCGUGCAUUUCUACAACAUUAAGAGCAGCUUGGCCCAGCCUCAAAUGAUGGUUGUGGGCGAUGUGCAAGAGAUGUUUAUGCCGCUGCUGGAUGGUUUCCUUUGCCAUCCUGAGGAAUCUGCAGCAGUGAUCGAUGCACUCAUGGAGGAAAUACCACGCAUGUUUGUGGACACCAAGGAGACAGAAACCAUACUCUAUCCGGCCAUACAGGCGGGUCUCGAAGCGCUCAAGGCAUCGAAUACUUCGGGCAAACUGUUGGUCUUCAAUUCAACGCUGCCAAUUGCCGAAGCGCCGGGCAAACUGAAGAAUCGCGAUGAUCGCAAAUUGCUGGGCACGGACAAGGAAAAGACGGUGCUGACGCCACAGACGACGGCCUACAAUACGCUGGGACAGGAGUGUGUGCAGCAUGGUUGCUCGGUGGAUCUGUUUCUGUUCAAUAACGCGUACAUUGAUAUUGCAACCAUUGGCCAAGUGUCGCGUCUAACUGGUGGCGAGGUCUUCAAGUACACCUACUUCCAGGCAGAGCUUGAUGGCAAGCGACUGAUCGAGGAUAUCAUUAAGAACGUGUCGCGUCCCAUUGCUUUCGAUGCAGUGAUGCGAGUGCGCACCUCGGCGGGCGUUCGACCCACUGAGUUCUAUGGCCACUUCUUCAUGACAAACACCACGGACGUGGAGUUGGCCAGCAUUGAUGCCACCAAAUCGAUCAGCAUUGAGAUUAAGCAUGACGACAAGCUGCCGCCAGAGGAAAAUGUCUAUAUACAGGUUGCUCUGUUGUAUACCUCGUGCAGCGGACAGCGCAGAUUGCGUAUUUUGAAUCUGGCACUGCGCGUCACAGUCACCAUUGCGGAUGUGUUCAAGAGCUGCGAUCUGGACGCCAUAAUGCUGUUCUUUGCCAAGCAGGCGUGCUUCAAACUGAUGGAGCACACACCCAAACAGGUCAAGGACAAUCUGAUACAGCGUUCGGCACAGAUUUUGGCCUGCUAUCGCAAGCAUUGCACAUCGCCCACAUCAGCGGGUCAACUGAUUCUCCCCGAGUGCCUCAAACUGUUGCCUCUCUACGCGUCUUGUUUGCUGAAAAACGAUGCCAUCUCUGGCGGCUCCGAUAUGACAUUGGAUGAUCGGUCGUAUGUCAUUCAAUUUGUAUUGGCCAUGGAUCUGAAUAUGUCUGUCAACUAUCUGUAUCCACGCUUCAUUCCCAUCCACAAUGUGGAGCCCGACGACACGUCGUUACCAACGCCAGUGCGUUGCACCCACGAAAAGAUAACCGAGGAUGGUGCCUACAUAUUAGAGAACGGUGUGCACUUGUUCAUCUGGCUGGGACAAGCGCUGUCGCAGAGUGUGGUGCAGGCACUGUUUGGUGUCCAGUGCACGCAGCAGGUUAAUGCCGAGCGAUUUGCCAUCACUGGCGAUACUCCGUUGGCGCGUCGCGUUACCGAUAUCAUUGAUCAGAUUAUGGAGGAGCGUACGCGCUACAUGAGGAUUACCUGUGUGAGGCAGAACGAUAAGCUGGAGAGCGUAUUCCGUCAUUUCCUGAUCGAGGAUCGUGGCACAGACGGCUCGGCUAGCUAUGUGGACUUCUUGUGCCACAUGCACAAGGAGAUCAAGGAUCUGUUAAGUUAGCACGUAGGCUACACGUACAAACUGCCGGCAAACACAUCAGCAGCCGCUGCCACUGAGGAGCGCUGGUCCAGGAGCUACUCUCAGAAUCGGGCACGCAUGCGUCGCCUCUCGCUGAACAGCCGGCGGUUUAGAUGAGCAUAGUUCUUAGCAUAAAACAGAGAAAAAGAUAGACAGAGAAGGAGAUAGUGUGUUUGUGUGUGUGCAGAGCGAUAGAGCUGAGAGGAGAGAGAGCACUUCAAUUAAUUAUAUACACAUAUAUAUACAUCUAUAAAGAUACAUACUUAUAAUAGCUGCGACUUCAUUUCGAGCGUUACAAAUCUUCCAUUAUUUUUAUUAAACUUUUCAUAUUUUGCAUGUUUUUUCUUUAGUUUUUAUCUAUCAAUCUUGAGAGUACUCGAUUGACCGAUAUGAUAUCAUCAUCAAACUCUAUAUUGUAGUAUAUGUGUAUUUGUUGUUCUUCUUUGUGUGCUGUGUGUAUUUCUGCGCUGCGAAAACAUUUGUUAAACGAGCAACUGCAAUUAGACCAAUAUCAAUUUUGUUUCCAUCACACUUUUUGGCUUCAAAUUUCCCACAUAUUUUUAAUGCAAUUAAAAAAUUCCCCUUAGUUAAAAACGAAAGUGAAUUAGGCCUGAGGCAUUGAAGUUUGUAAACCCUGUAAAAGGUGUCGAAAGUUCUAUAUUUAUCUGUAGCAAUCCCCAUUUACGAUAUGUAGCAAAAGAUUCCAUCAUUAUAAUAAAAGUGAAAACGAAAAAAAAAAAAAAUCAAGACAAAAUGAUAUUUGCAUGAACUAUAAGUUAGUUUUGUGGCUUAACUUUACUCCUGUGUAACCUUAACUAUUUGUGUUUCCUGUGAGAGUUAUGUUUACUGUAUUUGGUAUAUGCAAUUCCCUCUCCCCUCACUACUCCCAUGUGCAAAAUCAUUUAAUUAUUAUAAAUAAUAAAAAACUUUAUUAAAAAAUUAAA
Drosophila albomicans is the source of this 5071-nucleotide messenger RNA. RefSeq names its product protein transport protein Sec24C (gene Sec24CD). Gene Ontology annotation, cellular component: COPII vesicle coat; endoplasmic reticulum exit site. Lineage: Eukaryota; Metazoa; Arthropoda; Insecta; Diptera; Drosophilidae. Gene Ontology annotation, biological process: intracellular protein transport; COPII-coated vesicle cargo loading; endoplasmic reticulum to Golgi vesicle-mediated transport. Gene Ontology annotation, molecular function: zinc ion binding; SNARE binding. Bases 447 to 4109 code for a protein of 1220 amino acids. The record is from RefSeq and is a predicted model, not a curated record. The transcript has 7 exons.